Molecule: messenger RNA, 4335 nt
Organism: Neoarius graeffei (lesser salmon catfish)
Lineage: Eukaryota; Metazoa; Chordata; Actinopteri; Siluriformes; Ariidae
Gene: slc37a3
Product: solute carrier family 37 member 3
Exons: 15
Coding region: 105-1613 (502 amino acids)
Biological process (GO): transmembrane transport
Cellular component (GO): endoplasmic reticulum membrane
Molecular function (GO): transmembrane transporter activity
Source: RefSeq, a predicted model, not a curated record
CGUGCUGACAGGAAAAAGCCGGAGACUGUUGACCAGCAACGUCACUUCCGGACACCUUUCGUUCAACAGCUGGGACGGACGUCAUCGCACAGAGAAAUACAGUGAUGCUUCCCUGCUGCACCUUCCUCUCACGCUACACUCACCAUCACCUGGUUGCCUUCCUCCUCACCUUCUUUAGCUAUGUGUUGCUGCAUGCUUCACGUAAGACUUUCAGCAAUGUGAAAGUGAGCAUCUCUGCACAGUGGACCCCUUCAUUGCAGAAUGGCAGCUCUCCUACAUUUUCCCCCAGAGAGACAUGGGAAGAGAAUCGACUUUUUACAGAUACUGAGGAGGCCACGCUGUUUUUGGGUGCCCUGGACUCCAUAUUUCUCUUCUCUUAUGCUGUGGGUUUGUAUAUUAGUGGCAUCAUAGGUGACCGUCUGGACCUUCGUUACGUUCUUUCCUUUGGGCUGUGUGGCUCCGCUGUGGUGGAGUUCGUUUUUGGCACUCUGACAGAAUGGCUGCAUUUUUAUAAUGUGUAUUUCUACUGCUUUCUGUGGGUGCUAAAUGGCCUGUUGCAGUCUGCAGUUUGGCCCUGUGUGGUGGCUGUCAUGGGCAACUGGUUUGGCAAGUCUGGCCGAGGCUUUGUGUUCGGCUUGUGGAGUGCGUGUGCAUCAGUGGGGAAUAUUCUAGGAGCAUUCCUGGCCUCCAGUGUUCUGAAGUAUGGCUAUGAGUAUGCUUUCCUAGUGACAUCAGUGGUGCAGUUUGCAGGUGGAGUAGUUGUGUUUUUCGGUCUGCUCACCUCCCCAAAGGAAGUGGGUCUCUCAGGGGAAGGCCCAGUAACAGAUCUAACAACGGUGGAGAGAGACACGGACAGUCAUCAGCCACUCAUGAGCGACAAUGAGGAAGAGGAUGAUGAAGUAGUGUGUGACGGAGGAUACUAUUCCAUACAAAGGCAGGAUAAUGAGCCUGAGCCCCAAACCAAAGCCAUUGGUUUCUUCCAGGCCUUCUGUCUACCAGGAGUCAUACCUUACUCUCUUGCCUAUGCUUGCCUGAAACUGGUGAACUAUUCCUUCUUCUUUUGGCUGCCAUUUUAUCUGAGCAAUAAUUUUGGCUGGAAGGAGGCAGAAGCAGACCGUCUCUCUGCGUGGUAUGACGUGGGAGGGAUCAUCGGAGGAACCGUACAGGGUCUGAUCUCUGAUUUCUUGGGGAAAAGAGCUCCUGUGCUGUGCAUUAGUUUGCUGUUCGCUAUGGGAUCUCUAGUGGGAUACAGCCACUCUCCAAAUGACCAGAUUGUGAAUGGAGUGCUCUUGGCAACUACAGGUUUCCUCAUUGGUGGUCCAUCUAACAUGAUAAGCUCAGCAAUUUCAGCAGACCUGGGUCGACAGGAAGCUCUGCAGGGGAGUCAGGAGGCUUUGGCCACUGUCACAGGCAUAGUGGAUGGAACUGGCAGCAUUGGGGCUGCUGGAGGGCAGUACCUGGUAUCUCUCAUCAAGAGCAAAUUAGGAUGGAUGUGGGUCUUCUAUUUCUUCAUAGUCAUGACGGGAUUCAGCAUCAUAUUCAUCAUACCUCUUAUUGUUAAAGAAAUUCGCUCCAUGUGCAGAGACGGUCAAGCAAGGGCACAUCAGCUGUGAGAAUGCAUCUCUGUUUACAACCCCUCGUCUUGUCAGUGUUAGUACAGAGAAGUUGGAGAGUAUGUAAGCUAAGUAUGUAAGACACUCUGUUUAUGGUUGACUUCUUAAUUGUUUUUAAAGCUGCUUUUUAAUUACAAUAGUGAUAUUGUUUUAAAUAGUGCUAGAUUCCAUCAGUAUCACUGGCGUUAAUAUAAUGCUAAUGACAGCAACUGGCAAUGGUAAAAUAUCAUCAGGACAAUCAUUAUAAAUAAUGUGUUGAUAAUAGACUUGAGCAAUUAUUAUUGUCUGAUUUUUAGUAAAAAGCAAAACAAAACAUGGUUAAUAUAGACCAAAUGUUGACAAGCUCAAGUCAGACUGCACAACUGAGUGCACAAGUAAUAUGACCUUUAUCUGCUUUUUAAAUUGACGGAAGUGGUCAGGUAAACAAUAAUUAUAUCUGAUAAAAUAUUUGGCCAUCCAGGGGCUGCUAGUGGCACGUUAGGCUCACAGUGAUGAACACUAAAUUAGACUGUAUAAAUCCAGAUGUAAUGAGUUAUCACUAUGUGUGUGUCUGUUCUUUCAUCCCAUGGGCUCCAAAUCAGUUUGAGGAAUGAAAAUGAAUGCUGUUAAGCCAGAAACAAAAACAUUACCAAAAAUCUAAUCACCCAUAACUGUUUGAGAACAGAAUGAUGCAAACCCAAUUAUUAUUAUUAUUAUUAUUAUUAUUAUUAUUUUUUAAAUUCUGAUUUCUGAGCCCUGGCUCAAGCACUAACAUUUAACACCAUAGCAGGCUUGCAGCUGUCAAAGCCAGGGAUCACGUGUGUAUUGCUAAUACGAAGGUCAGGUAUCAAAGUGGACUGAAAUAAAUACAAAUAGACAACAAAUUUCAAACCUUUAGAACAUACAUUUCAAGUGCCUUUAUUUCAGCCUGCAUUUUGAGCUUGAAGAAAUUUCAGCUUGUUGGUCUUCGGGAUUAGUCCAAAGGACUUGGCCUAUAAAGACAUUUAUGUAGCUUAUACCGUACGUUUUUUUUUCUUUCAAUCAAUAUAAAGUGAGAUUAAUGGAUGCAAAAAGAAAAUUAUUUGGUAAUUAAGAACUGUGCUUUGUUUUUGAAACAUAUUUAUGAAUCUUAUUCUUUUUUUGUAAAUAACAAGUGUAUAUUUUUGGCUGCUGGAGGAGCAGGGCAUGGAGUAGAUGUGCUCUAUGUGGAGUGGCUAAAACACUGUCAAGCAUUCCACAUUUUUAAUCGUGUUGCCUUUUGAUUUUUUUUUCAUGGAAUUUGUGAUACCUGUGACACCUUUCCAAAAGGGGUUUCAUUCAGUUUUUUUUUUUAAAGCAGUGUAGGGUUAAAGAUGUAUUAGUAGAUCUAUGUUAUGGUUUUGACCACUCAUUCGUCUGCUUCAUAAAUCACCUAGAGGGUUACAUUCAGUUGCCAGUUUAUAAGAUUGACCUAACUUGUACCUACACUAAAUAGCCAUUUUAUCACAAACCUAUAAUAUAAGACACUUUGAAUGUGUACAAUUACUGACUGUAGUCAAUAUGUCACUACAACACAAUUUGGCAUCCCCCAGUGGAAAGAGACCUCCACAGGACCUCUGGUGCGCAGAUAUUAUUUAUCAGUGACACUGACAUGGAUAUUUUUUUUUGUUUGGCUGAAACCAGCAACGAGGUAUUUAAAAACACUACACCUGAUACUCAGAAUGAGCCACCAUCCAGAUUAUAUCAGUGCUAGUUCCAUGGAUUCUUUCCAUUACUAAAUGGGGUAGAGGAGCUGACAGAGGAGCUCCAGUCACACAAACUACACCUGUAUGGUUGGUUUACCUGAUAAACUGAUGACUGAGUGAAUAUUUGUGAAACAAAUAUUUAGAAUAAUUACAUGUUACAUAGUGUAUGUUGUGCACAGUAACCUUAAACCUAUUUUUAAGGUUAAAAAUUUUAAUCAAAUUUUUACAUACCUGUGUUUAGGCUAACUGUAACUUAUAUGUGAUGUGAUAUUCUGUUAGUUAUCUUUUAUGACCAAAAUAUUCAGACUUUUUAUAUUUGCUUAUUGUUUAUGUGAACAUCUUGAACUGUUAAAUGCAGGAUGAUGUUGUAACUGACAGUUAAACAAAUCUGCUAGUUUAUUAAGUAGUUUAUUUACUGCAGAUUUCAUUUUUAGCACAUGCCCUCAGAUUUGUUCGUAUUUAAUGAAACACAAAUGGAAACGCUCACAUGGUGCAGGUGUGAUUUCUUAGAUCGAAUAGAAAAUCAACUUGGUGUCAUGCAUAUAUUGUUGAAAUCAAGCUCAGGUUCAUUACUGAAUGUUGUGAUAAUGAAGCAGAGUUGCAGUUUUAAUGUAAUAGCGUUUUAUUAUUUUCUCUUUUUUUAAUGUGAAAGAUUUGACUUUAUAUGAAUGUUUCACAUUUGCACUUCAGAAAUAUUUAGCCAUUUCUUUAUUUGCCAAAUGUUUACAUGCUAUUUUCUUUUCUAUAAUGAAUGCCUAUCCUGUUUUAGAUUAAGAAUGCUUUUAAACUCAUGCAAACACUUUGUAUAUAAAUACAUAUUACCCUGGUUCCAAAUGUUCAUCUCACCAUCAGUGUAAAAUCAUUGUUUACAUUAUAUUAAAAUAAUUGUUACUGAUGGAUAUCGAUAUUUAUAUUAUAAUAUACAUACACAUUAUAUAUAUGGGUCUGUCUCAGAAACUGGGUACUGUGGGGGUACCCCACUAAAUAUACUCACAGUCAAUAAACUAUACGGUUUUGAA